Molecule: messenger RNA, 3861 nt
Organism: Oenanthe melanoleuca
Lineage: Eukaryota; Metazoa; Chordata; Aves; Passeriformes; Muscicapidae
Gene: EXOC3L4
Product: exocyst complex component 3 like 4
Exons: 12
Coding region: 417-2666 (749 amino acids)
Biological process (GO): exocytosis; exocyst localization
Cellular component (GO): exocyst
Molecular function (GO): SNARE binding
Source: RefSeq, a predicted model, not a curated record
GUGAAAGUGAAACAGUGCCGAGUCUUUUCCAGAGAUCAAACAGGAGAAGGUGUUGGAGCUCUCGGGCAGGUGUGGACAGGCCUUAUUUUCCACUUUUAACAGCCCUUUUCAGAGGGUAAAGGACAAUGGAGAGCAGCACCAUUCCCAGAGGGAGCCCCUCGGCCAGCACAUGUGUGAGGGAUGGUGCCCCAGUCAGCUGAGGUGUGUGAGCUGGCCCAGACCUCUGUCCUGCAGAGCUGCUCACCUGCCCCUGCAUUUGCACUGGAUUUCCUGCAGCGUGCACCGGCUCUCAGUUUCUGUGGAUCACACCUGGGCUAUCCCAGCUUGCUGCAGAGGGGAUCACUUCAGUCACUACUGGGUGAUUGCCAUCAACCUAUUUGGUAAACCUCCUGUUGUAAGAUAAGAUAAACAGAAAUAUGGAAUUAGACACAAGGAGUGUGACCUCAGAACCAGCCUCUCCAAUGAACAGUCCAGAGAAGGAUAAGAUGGAAGUCUGUUCUGAACUGAGCAGCCCAGAUUCCCAGAGCAGGGACAGUGGGUUCUUUGAAAGAGGUAUUAAAACAGUGUUUAGCAUCCGGAAAUCAAUACGAAGUCUGAAAAAAGAGAGAGAGAAGGAAGACACUGGCACUUGGAAUGCAAAAAGACUUCUGCGAACACUCAGGAGCUACGAGGAGAACAAACCCACAAUCUGCAAUAGUGUGGAGAAGAUUGUUGAAAUAUGUGAGCCCAUUGAAGCAAAACCUCUUUCAGUAAUGGAAAUCAAUGAACUUAUUCAGAAAAGACAACUUUUGGAAGCAUUUGCAAGUAUCAAGUUAAUGGAAGAUGAGACUAUCUCUGGACGGGAUUCUGAGAAAUACAGUGAUAAUCCCCAGGAGUUUGUACGGAAAUCCAAGGAUGUGGAUUUGCUUUAUAACUCCAUCACAAAUGCAAUCCAGUCCAUAGUGGAGGAAACACUGGAGGAUCCCACUUUACAGCCUACCAUGCUGAUCUCCAUGGUGACUUUAAUUGCCCAUGAAGAAGCAGCUCAUCCCAACACAGACAAUGCUGCUCAUCCUGGGUCAGACUUGCUCGGCAGGCCCAGAAAGUGGAGGGAGAAAUGGAGGGAAGCUAUCAACGAGAGCGCAAGAAAAAGGGUUCUGAAGGCACCCAUGGCACCAAGGCAAGAAGGAACUUCUUGGCUCGAUUUCCACUUACACUUCCUCCAGGAACACCUGAGGGAAGAUUUACUGAAAAUCAAGUCAUCAGUUAAAAAAUGCUAUCCAGAGGAGUACCAGGUGUGUGACACAUAUGUGGAAGCUUUUCACAAUGCCAUUGCCUCGCAUUUGCAAGAACUCUCCCAGGGACCACUGGAUUUCCAGGAACUCUACACCUUGCUUGACUGGGUGGCCAACACCUACCACAGUGAACUCUUUCUGGGUCAUCCUGAGCUCAAACCAGAGGUUAAGACAGAAAACCUGUCCUUGCUGUUAACACCAGCUGAUUGGGAUAAACUGAAAAACGAUUACAUUGCUUCUGCAAAGGGGAAAAUCAAAAGUUAUUUUGGAAACAUCCUGAGACUAGAGGUUACAGAGAAGUGGGAGAAGGAAGUCCAUUCAGAAGAGAAGGAAAACCUCUACCACGAUUCACUCUCCUUUGAUAUUCAAACGAUCAUUGGGCAGCACGUGAAGUUAUCUGGAGCUAUCAGCAGAAGCCUGGAAACAAAAAUGCUUGAGUUGUGCAUGGCAGAGCUGCUUGAAUUCAUACCAAGGUUUGAGCAGGAGUUCGUGGCGUGGAGCACUGCCCAGGACAGCCCCAUCUUCGUGCCCUAUUUGGUUGCCUACAUCAACAGCUUCCAUGACCUGGUGUCAGGCUUAGAAACAGCAUUUAAAGUCAAUACUGAAGAACUGCAGAAGAUUUUGGCAGCUCUGACAAGGAACUUCACAAACAUUUUUUUAACAAAAUUAAGAACAAAAACACAGCCACUCCUUAAGAAAAUCCUGACCAAGAACUGGAUUUUGGCGACGGAAAAGCCGGACUCGCUGGCGUUGGCAGUCUCACAGUUCUCUGAGCACCUGCAGCACAUGAGGGAGCCCCUGGGGCAGGAGCUUCUACAUGAAGUUCAUAAAUAUGUGGUGAAGGAAUAUGUCACACAGGUCAUCAAACCCAGAUGGAAAAUGAACAGGGAGACACGUCAGCAAGUGAGCAGAAAAAUGAGCCUGGAAGCUGCAAUCAUUCACAAUACACUCAUUGAUCAGGGCUCUGACGCUGACUGGCUCCUCCCUGCCAUCAAUCACAUUGCCAGUAUCAUUGGGGAGAAGAAAAAAGACAAGAUCAAGGCAUAUGUCAAGGAGCUGUGCCAGGACUAUCCAGAUAUCAGGAAGGAGCACGUGCUGGCCAUCCUGGCGCUGCGGGGGCUGGGGCGCGCCCGGAGAGCGGCGAUCUUCCGGCAGGCGCGCCACGCACAGGAGCGCUCCGACAGACGGGAGGACAGCUCCGACAGACGGGAGGACAGCUCCGACAGACGGGAGGGCAGCUCCGACAGACGGGAGGGCAGCUCCGACAGACGGGAGGGCAGCUCCGACAGACGGGAGGACAGCUCCGACAGACGGGAGGACAGCUCCGACAGACGGGAGGGCAGCGCGCUCUUCGCUGAAAUUGAGGUUCCCGUGAUCAUCAGCUGCUUCUAGCACAGCGCCAAAGCCAGCAUCCUGCCUCCUCCUGCCCUGCCUCUACACAUGAUCCAAAAUCUGCUAACCCCCCUACUCCUCUGCAAACCCAAAUUUUUGACUGCUGUGGAGAAAGGAGUAGUUUCCUGAACUUGCUACCCCAAGUUCAGAACCCAAAGACAACAGAUGCACCAAGACACCAAUCUCCUGUAAGAGCUCCUGGACAGCAGCUCCAGCCUGGGCACAGUGUCCACCUCAUGUUCCACAUGGAUUCUACUGCUAGGAGGCUGCUCCACUCUUUGGUACAAGAUUGAAUGUAUUUUCAAAGAACAGGAGAAAACCAAAAGCAGUUCACUCACAGCUAUAUUAAGGCCUCAGUGCUAUAUUAAGGCUUGGACUGUGCUCUGCAUAAUUAUACAGCAGCAGAGCAAGAGCCUCCCUCAUAAUUAGUGCCCAUGAGAACUGAGGGGCAGAGCUUGGGUAGGGAUGUGGUAGCACCCAAGUUUUAUUUCCUCCCCCACAAACCAGCUGGCUGAGAUGGCAUGACACAAGGUCAUGACGUUGUGACCUGAGGCCACAAACCACUACCUGCCUGGGGAGAAAAACACUGGGUAACCAAACCCUAUGGCCAGGACACACAGUACAUGGAACACUCUUCCCUCCAGGAUGACCUCCAUGGCCCCUCUGGCAUUUCAACAGAUUUUUCUCAGUCGAGGGCUGCAUUGCAAAACUCCUGUUGGACUGAAGAUCUGUUCAAGCCAUCACAUCUCCACAUGUACAGACAUGCCUGGAUUGGAUAUGCCAUGUGGAGGGGAGGCUCCAAGUUCUCCUUGUCCUGAAAGUGCCACCCAAGAAAAUGCCUCUAGUCCAUUUUCUUGUGUGUUUAAAUACACUUUAACAAAUCUAUUACAAUCUGACUGCAGUAUGAAACCAAAUGUGAGGUGGACAGACAGUGCUACAUAUGAGAUCUUCAUCUGGUGUAAACCAGCUUCAUCCCAAUGAUGAGCAUGGAUCACUAUAGGUUUAACUCCACAAAGGAUCCAAAGCAUUACAUCCUGCAUCUGCAGGGGAGACUGAAAGAGACAUUCAGCAGCCUAAAGCUGAAUAAAUCUGAUUUUAUAUUAUUAAAUUUAUCAUUUAGGUUGCCUUCCACAUGAUUUAAUCUAAGACUUUACAAAGAUAUGUUUAUGAUCUAUUAAAAUGAUAAAUGUGGAUA